CACACACCUCACACACACACACACCCACACAGCAUACAGAAGGCUGGGGGAGCUUAGUCAGCACGUCCCCCGCUCACUCACACACUCGUGUUUGUGUAUGGAGCUGUGGCAUUCCUAGAGACCAUCUCUAUCUCUCACUCUCCUCUGUCUGUCUCCCCCUUUUUCACCUGUCCUUUACUUUACAUUUGGUUGUGCUCUCUCCCUCCCUAUUUCCCUCUUUCCUUCUCCAUCUCAUUCUCUAGGUUUUCUUCUGUUCUGCCUAUUGCUGGCAGCUGUCUGGGAGAGAUGUGUUGAAGAAGAGAGAUAGAGGACAGGUCAGAUUGCUGUUGACACUGCAGAUGUUUGGACUAGAGGUUUCCCUCAGGGCUAACUGAAGACAAGACAACAACACUGCAGGCACCUGACACACAGCUCUUUAAAAAAAUAUCCUUUCUAGAUAUCAAUCGGUUCCUUAAUCAUUUAUAUUGGUCCUCCUUUUUGGUGCUUUUCCACGGGUGCUAUUUUGGCAGCCUCUACGAAGAGAAAAUGAGGUCCAGGUUUUCUCAAGCUGCUCUGCAGCCCUUUAUUCUAGGAGUGUUCCUGUCACUGGUGGACACCAAAGGAACCUUCUAUGGAACAGGCCAUGGGAACCCGUUCUUUGGAGGAAGUCAUGGCAACAGAUACAACCUGUACAAGGCUGGAGUCAACCCACACUACACCCCAGGAAAACCCAUGACCCGCCACAAAAACCACUGUGCGUAUGUGGUCCAGAAGAACAUCACGUGUACGAUGCAGGACGGUAUGGCCACUUACGUAACGGCAGAGUACACAACCAAGUGCAUCUGGGGGCAGAAGUGUCCUGUCGUCAUGUACCGGACCUUCUACAAGCCUAAAUACAAGGUGGGUUAUAAAACCAUCACUGAGCUGGAGUGGAGGUGCUGUCCUGGCUACUCUGGAGAGAACUGUUACGAUGGACCCACUUCCCUGCCCGAUAUGAUGCCCCCCUUCAGGGGUGGUGCCCCCCACCGCCCAGGAACGAAGGGAUACCCUCACGGGCAGCCCAGACCCCCCUUGGACCACAAACCUGUCCCUGGGAGGCCCUUCCCAAAUCAGCCUGAUAGUAGACCCAUUCCCACUGGACAACUUCCCACUGGGAACGGCAAACCCAACUAUGGUUAUAAGGUUGGUGUUAGUGGAGAGCGUCUGGACCGUAUGGAGGUGGACCUGCGUCGCCUAACCCAGGGUCUGGACAUUCUGAACGGGGUGGUGGCUGGCCUGGAGGACCGUCUGCGCCUCUCUCUCCGGGAGGAUACCACAAAGAUGCUGGGCUCCCUGCUCUCCAGUGCCCCCCGUCUCUCUGACUCUUCCGUUGGCUUCGGGGUUAUCCCAGACGGGACCCCAGACGGCCUGAAGGGGGGAGAGGGUUUCCCCGGGUUUGGGGAUCUGGCUGGGAGGGUGACGGAGGUGAAGGAUGAGCUCAGAGCCAAGGGACACAUGCUGGAGGAGAUACAGGGUAUGGUUCUGGGCCAUGACUGGGAGCUGAAGAGGAUGUUGGAGGCUGCGACCGGCAGGCCCAUCCCUGGAUCGGGCUCUCCCUCCAUCAUGGAGCUGCUGGAUGCUAAGCUUGCUGGCGUCCGCGCUGAGAUCCUGGACGGCUUCGAGAGGCGUCUGUCUGGCCUGGAGAACCACUGUGAGGAGAGGAUAGGAGAGGUCCAGAGACAGUGUCAUAAUGAACACAUGAACGGACAGGAACAGAUUCAGCAGUCACUGGACAGCAGAGAGACUGGCCUGAGAGAGGAGCUGGGUACUCUGCAGGCCCAAAUACAGGGACUGACCCUCACUGAGAGCUGCUGCGGACAGGUGAACAGCCUGUCCCAGCGGGUGUUGAUGCUAGAGGAGUCAGUGACGGGGUUAACGGAGUCUCAGCGCCAGCUCCAGGCUGCUCUCACUGACCAGACUAUCCACAUCGAGACCCUGAUAGAGGCCCGUCUGGAGAACAUGGAUGCCCGGCUCAAUGCCACAGAGUCUGGGGAAGUAGGGGUUGCCGGGGUGCCUUGGGAGCUGGAUGGCUUCAAGACCCUGGAGGACAAGCUGAAGACCCUGGAGAACAGGGUGUUUGUGGCCGUGGAAGAGCUGAGAAACGCCACCACCCCAGCUCUGCUGGAGGGUCAGGUGGUGCCUGCCCUGGAGACAGAGAUCGAGUCAGUCAGGAGGAGGGUGGAGGGAGACCUGGACGGCAUUCAGAAACAGCUCACAGACCUGGAGCUCCUCUGCACCUCCUCCUGCUCCCCCGCAACUACCCCUGAAGGAGGCACGGGGACAGGCCUAGCAGAGGAGAAAUGUGGGGAGGUAGAGAAGAAGGUGUCAGGUCGUCUGGACUCCCAUGCCGACCAGCUAGACCAUCUCAACACCACGCUGCAGACCCUUCUGAACCGUAUCGCCCAGGAGGAUCAGGAAGGCUCUGUCCAAGGAGAGAUCACCCUCCUCAAAAUCAAUGUCAACUCUGUCAACCGCACCCUGAAGGGUCUGAGGGACUCGGUUAGCUUGUUCACUAAGGGAGUGGGCCAAGCUAAUGCCACAUGGACACACAGGGAGAACCAGCUAGCCACCGAGGUCCAGGGCAUCACCCAGCUGGUGGGGCGCCAGGCCUCCCUCCUAGGGGCCGGGGAGCGCCGAUUAGCCCAGCUGAAGGGGGAACUGGUGGGCCUGAGGAGGAGGCUGGCCGGAGAGCUGCAGGGCUGCUGGAGCACGGCCCUUGGGGUUCAGAGGGAGGUGAAGGAGGUGGAUAGUCGUGUGUCCCAGGUGGAGGGACAGUGUGGCAGCCUGGGGGAGCUGGCGGACCACCUGGAGAGGAUCAGAGCAGAGCUGGAGAGACACUCUGACUCGUACCUGUCACAGGUGAAUGGAACGCUGGCCAGUCACUCUACACAGCUAGCCGAGCUGAAGGGAGAGAUCAAAGACUGUGUCGGGAAGGGCUCAGCCCAUCAUAGGGGAGACCAGUAG
Messenger RNA from Oncorhynchus gorbuscha (pink salmon), 2982 nucleotides. RefSeq names its product EMILIN-3-like. Gene Ontology annotation, cellular component: extracellular matrix. The transcript is spliced from 6 exons. The record is from RefSeq and is a predicted model, not a curated record. The coding region runs from base 526 to 2982 and encodes 818 amino acids. Gene Ontology annotation, molecular function: protein binding. NCBI's taxonomy places the organism in Eukaryota, Metazoa, Chordata, Actinopteri, Salmoniformes, Salmonidae.